Molecule: messenger RNA, 344 nt
Organism: Chaetomium strumarium
Lineage: Eukaryota; Fungi; Ascomycota; Sordariomycetes; Sordariales; Chaetomiaceae
Exons: 1
Coding region: 33-323 (96 amino acids)
Source: RefSeq, a predicted model, not a curated record
CAUCAACAACUACACUCAAUUCAUCAACGGCGAUGUGUCUGUUGUCUGGUUCGUUAUCGUUGGUUGACUUAUUGGUCGCGUUAUCUGCCGUAGCCUCAACCUGCGUCUUGUCAGAGAAGGGUCUGGCACUGGAUUACCGGUACUUACCGGAGUAUCGGAUGGGGGGCCCUGGUCAGGGCAGUCAGUCCCGCUGGCGCUGGCGGUAUCCGGAGCCGGAUGGGCCGCUUCCGGGACAGCUUCAUUCAGGUUGGCCUAUUCGGUUCUUCUAUCAGCCCAGUCUCCGGGAACUUCAGCUAACACAGUGGACUCACCGCGGAGUUUAGAGGAGCUUGGUGGUAUGACGU